AUGGAAACCUCUCCCCCUCCUACGCCGCCGUCACGUGCUCCAAAUGAUCACGAAUGGCGAUUUAAACAGAUGACCUCGCCUUGUGAAUGGAUCGAGGAUUAUCGGCCGGGAGGCUACCACCCGGUUCAUCUGGGUGACCUUUUCAAAAAUGGCGAGUACAAGAUCCUGCGGAAGCUUGGCGAGGGCUCCUACUCAACGGUUUGGCUGGCCCGAGAUCUGAGGAAUAGUAAAUACGUCGCAAUAAAGAUAUUGGUCGGAAGCUCGGAAACGACUUCAGAGCUGCAAAUCUUGCGCCACAUCACGCAAAAUGCACCAACAGACGGUGCCCGAUACAUCACACAGCUUUUAGAUCAUUUUGAACACCACGGUCCUAAUGGCGUCCAUAAAUGUCUGGUGUUCGAGCCUAUGGGUCCAAGUGUGAAUACUAUGGUCGAAGAGCUGCCUCAGUUCAAACCUCGCAAGUGGGGAAUGAAGAUACGCUACCCGCCCCAGAUGGCAAAGAACAUCCUCAAGCAAUCUCUUCAGGCCCUGAAAUUUUUACAUGAGCAUGGUAUAGCUCAUGGAGAUUUCCAGCCGGGGAACAUAUUCUUCGCUCUUGACAAUAUUGACUCGAAGCCUGAAGUUGAGUUGCGGCAGAAAGAAGAUGUACAAGCCAAGUCAAUCUCUGCGCCCGUACAAAGACUGGAUGGUAAGCAAGACCGAUGGGCUCCUCGGUAUCUCUGCAUCGCGGAACCCUUAGUGCCUUCCGCGCCUUGCGACGAAGGUUUUAAGAUUAAACUCGCCGAUAUGGGUGGAGCGUUUUUCUUCACUGACCUUCCGAAGAAGCUGGUCACUCCACUCGGGCUUCGACCUCCUGAGUUGGUUCUGACCGGAGAGGUUCACAAAACCAUUGAUAUAUGGAGUUUCGGUUGCCUCACUUUCCAGCUUAUUACCGGACAGCCCCUUAUUUGCGUACCGUGGUAUGAAUCGGAAUCCGACCAAGAUGACGAUCACCUGCUUUCCCUCACAGCCUGUCUUGGUGCCCUCCCCAACAAACUCUAUCGGGAGUGGAAGAAUUCAUCAUUGUACUUCACCCCCGAAGGGAAACAUUUCAAUUGUGCGCUCGGAGGGGUGGCAGAAGGGGCAGAGCCAUUUAUGGUUGAGCAGAUGUCAAUGGAGGAGUUGUUUGAUCAGGCUGGUCCAGAUCUAGGAGAGCAAGAAGCUUGCCAAGUAAAGACACUUAUUCGAUGGAUCUUACAGUACGAUCCUGCGGAGAGACCCACGCCUACGGAAGUUCUGCUACAUCCGUGGUUCUCUCAGGACGAGACGAAGAGUGGUACAUUCAAAUAA
This is a messenger RNA of Pseudomassariella vexata, 1329 nucleotides long. Its product is annotated as serine protein kinase. Gene Ontology annotation, molecular function: ATP binding; protein kinase activity. NCBI's taxonomy places the organism in Eukaryota, Fungi, Ascomycota, Sordariomycetes, Amphisphaeriales, Pseudomassariaceae. Gene Ontology annotation, biological process: spliceosomal complex assembly; protein phosphorylation; regulation of mRNA processing. The transcript has 3 exons. The coding region runs from base 1 to 1329 and encodes 442 amino acids. The record is from RefSeq and is a predicted model, not a curated record.